Molecule: messenger RNA, 979 nt
Organism: Dentiscutata heterogama
Lineage: Eukaryota; Fungi; Glomeromycota; Glomeromycetes; Diversisporales; Gigasporaceae
Source: the annotation of a GenBank genome assembly
UGGAUACAGUAGAUUUCACAGAAUUCGCAGCCGAAACGGUGGAUUUAUUGCAGUUACUUGUUGCUGGUUAACUGAGAACUUUGAAUUUAAUAAAAUCUUGUUGUGUGUAAAAAAAACAUUUGAAGAUAUUAUCGAAGCUUUAGAUCUGUGGAAAUUAGAAAACUUGAAAUUUUUUAAUGGCAAUGAAUGUUUUUAUAAUCAGCUAAAAGAAAAGUACCAAGAUAUUAUAUAUAUAAAAAAAGUUGUGAUUGGCAUGAGUGGUAAUGAUUUAAUACAAACAAGUUUAAGUAGAUGGGCUAGCAAACAUACCAGUACUCAAAGAAUUUCUAAUAUUAUCAAAGCUGUUCGAAAUGCUACUAAUGGUCUUUGCGGUGUAGUAAGUAUUUUGAAGAAUCCUAAAAUGCAAAGAGAAAUGAAUCUAACAAUUAAUGAUUGUUGUAGUUGCCACUAUCAUAAAAUAGAAUUCCUUUCAUUGCUAAAUAAAUCUUUCAAAACAUUGCUUAAUUACAGUAAUCAUAAUGAUGGUUUCAUUAGAAACAGCAUAAUUAGAUUUAAAAACGAUUCAUUAGAUAAUUUACCAUUUAGUAUAUUUCCUGAAUUACUACGAUUAUUCAAACCCUUGGAACAUAACGAUGUUACUGAGAAAAAUGCUAUCGAUCUAGUUGUUAAUGCUAUUAACAUUUUGAAUGAGAUUUCUCAGUUAACUGUGCCGAAUGAGCUUUUGGAAGAAUACAAGGCACUUGAAUCAUUUCUAAUAUUUUUAAUUCGUUCAUAUGGCUCAUAUUUCCACACAAGUGUAAGUUCAUUUCUAGAUCUGCGUUCGAAACCAGUUAACGUUAUUUCUAAUUGGAAAAAUUCAAAACAUGAAUUUCCUAGUUUAGCUACUCUUGCAAGUGAAUAUUUGCCUUUGGUGUCGAAUUAUGAAAUGCGAUCAAAUAAUCUUAAAAAAUGUAUAGAAGUUUAUCAAAAUAAUGAUGUG